AUUUAACAUAUAGUCUUCUAUACUACUUAGCAAUCAUUUUUCCUCUGUAAUCCAGUCGUUCGUGCACAUAUGUACAGUUGAGCCUGGAUGCGCGAUGCCAAAUACCUACCCCAGCGAUGCACUUAACGUUUUGCAGAGAAGAAUGGCAGACGUUCUGUAACCUGGAUCUGUAGAUAGCCUGAACUAUACAGACGUGCGAGCGAUGUAUGCUCCCCAGGCGGGGCCAUCAGCCCAGCGAUCAUACGUCUCACAAGCAGAGAGAGAGCAGUGUCGCCAACAUGGACUCACGUUCCUGCAAAAUCAUUUCAGCAAGACCAGGUUUUCUAAUAAGCUACAACAGGUCGUUGAAAAGGCUGAGGAUGAUGUAUACAAGAAAUUCGGUGCUGACCCGGCGGCAUACAGAAACUACUUUACCAAGAAGCUGGAGCAAAGCCGGGAUAGCAUCUUGAGGUGGCUUCAGACGCAGCAGCAACAGCAGCAGCAACAACAACAGCAACAACAACCCAUGCAAGCGCAAGUGCAGCAGCAACCCGGAUACCCCCAUGCCGGGAUGCAACCUGCCAUGAUGUCCAUGCAGCAACAACAGGGACCCGCCCCUCGGUUCGAACCUGAAAGGGCGCCCAUUGACCAGGGCGAGGACUUCAACGACUUCCUUGGAGUCUUCACGGGAGCCGCGGGGGGCCCCCCACAGCAGCAGCAACAGCCCCAGCAGCCUCCCCAGCAGCAGCUGGGGCAGGCGAUGUACUCUCAGGUGCAGCCGCAAGGGAUGGCCUACGGAGCGCAGCAGCAGCAGGCGGGAGCUGCGGCGGCGCGGCACCCGGCUGCGGCGCAGCAAAUGCACAUGGCAGGCAAGAUGCCGGUCAUGCCGCCCGGGGGACAUGCAGCGCAGGGCUAUGCGCAACCCAUGGGCGCUCCGACUAUGGGAGUGUCUGUGGCCGGUCGGGCUGGCCCGGGGGCUCCCGGCUUCCCACAACAGCCGGCGGGCGGUGUGGUGGGCCCACACGGCGUGCCUGGGGCCGCGGGCGUCAUGACGGCGCCGGGUGGCAUGGGCGUGGAGCAGUCCCUCGCGGGCAUGUACGGCUCGCAGAUGGGCGUGCAGCCCGCCAGCGCCGCGCAGCCUGGGGCGGCGGGCAUGAUGGCCAUGCAGGGGCAGCAGGUGCCGGGCAUGGUGGGGCAGCAAGGGCAUGGAGGUGUGGGAAUGGGCAUGCAGGGCGGGGGCGGCGCCGCUGGGGGCGGCAUGGACCUCAUGUCUCAGCAGCAACAGCCACCGCAACAGCAGCAGCAACAGCAGCAGCAGGGGCAGCAGCACCCGCACGCUGGGAUGGCGGCGCCAGUACAGAUGCAGUACGGUAUGAUGCAAGCGCAGUCACAGGACGCGAACCAUGCACAGUACGUUCAGGCUAUGCAGCAGCAGCACAUGCAGCAGCAACAACAACAACAGCAGCACCAGCAGCACCGGCAGCAGGUGGUACAGCAGCAGCAAGCGGCGGCGGCAGCGGCACAGCAGAUGGCACGGAUGGUAUCCGGCUCAGCAGCAGCUCAGCAAACCGCCACCAACGCCGCUGCGGCAGCUGCUGCAGCCGCCGCGGCAGCCGCAGCCCGGAAGGCCGGGGUGAUGCCUCUGGUCUCCAUGCCAGCAGCGCAGCUGGCCCGCCCCGGGGCGAUCCCGGGCAUGCAAGGACCGGGGGCUCCUGUACUGAUGGGGCAGCAAGGGCAACCGCACCAGCCGCAGCAACCCGUCGGCGGCCCUGCAGCAGGGGCAAUGCCGGGCGCCCAGUACGGCGCAGCGCAUGUAGUCCCGGGGGCGGUUCCCCAGCAGGCAGGCAUGCCAGCAGGGGCUGCGCCUCAACUCCAACAACCAGGCGCCAACAACGUGCCCCAGGUGAUGGCUGCACCGGGGCAAUGGCAAGCAGCGCAGCCUGCAGCCGCAGCCGCUGCAGCCCCCGGCGCGCACAACCCGUUGGCCGGCCCCGCUGUCGCGCCCCCCAACCCAGCGAACGCUGGUCCUGCUGCCGCCAACGGUGCAGCCGCCGGCCAGUCCUCUUCUGCCCUGGUGGAAGAGUACUGGCGCGUGGUUGCGGCGGUGAAGGCGCGUCUGCAUGUGCUGGAGGGCCACCUGGAGCGCUACCGGCGGGCUGCGGGGCAGCAGGGACCCGACAGCAAGGCGCACCGCUCCAAACGCAUCCUGGAGGAGGCCUACCGGCGCUGCCAGCUGGACCGCAACUCACCCGAAAUGGCAAAGUACGGCAUCAACGACCAGUCGCUGAAGCUCAUGACCUGCGUGCUCGGCACGUUGGACAGCAAUGCAGCGGCUGCUGCUGCCGUAGCCGCCAACCGCCGCCAGCAGCAACAGCCGCCAGUCCCAGGGCCAGCGGCAGGGCAAGGAGUAGUACCGGAUGCUAGCGCUGCCGCCGCAGGGGGUGCGGUGGGAGUCCCACCGCAGAUGGUCCAGCCGCCGCAGCCGCAUCAUGUAGGUGGCAGUGCCGCUGGAACCGGCGCCGCGGUUGUUAAGCCGGAACCCGUUCCUGGAGCGAGCAACCUGGGGACGAUGCCGGCCGGCACGUCGCCGCCAACGGUGGUCCCGGGCGGUGUGGUGGGUCCGGUGAUGGGUGCGGCGGGGCUGAUGCCCGCGGGCCCGGGCAGGCCGGCGAUGAAUGCAACGGCCAUGGCCGCCGCCGUGGCAGCCGCUAAUGCCAAGAUGCGGAGCGGCAUGAGGGCGCCCGGAGCAGUGCCGGGGAAGGUGGAGGCGGAGGCGGACUUGGGCUUGAAGGGGCCGUUGAUGCGAGCAGACGGAAAGAUAGAUCGUCAGAUGGAUCCCAUACCUCCCGCGGUGGACCAGGUAACCCGGCUGCUCGGCAUCCUGGCGCAGCCGCUGCCGCACGCCGCCGUGCGGCCACAUGCGGGCCGGGCAGCAGCGGACGCCCUGUACUUUGGAGGCGACUCGCUCAUGCCCUCGCUGCCGCUGUCUGUGUACGAGGAACUGACCGAGGCGGCGCAGGCGGUGGCGGCGCGGCGUGCGGCUGCCGGUCCCCCGCGAGCGCGCAUCGUAUCGGUGUGUCGCGUGGCGGGUAUGACGUACGCGGACGAGGAAGAGGGGGCGAAUGGGGCGUCACAGCGUGGGGCAUUAGGAGCAAGGAGGGUGCCAAUGCUGAGGGACGGACGCGGCCGGAUGGCGGGGACGAAACGCCCGGCUCCCGGCGGCCCCAGCACGGAGGGUCUACCCGUCUCCUCCGCCUUCUCGCCCCCCGAGCUGCAGCAGCGGCUGGCGGCGGUGACCGCUGCCUGCCGGGAGGUGGAGGCGGCGCUGGAGGGCGCGGUGGCGCUGCGAGUGGUGGAGGGAGAGACGGCCUCGGUGUCCGGACUGGAGGACGAUGCAUGGGUGCUGGAGUGCGCAGCCACCGUGAGCUUCCCCGGGGAAGUUAACGACGGCUCGGGGGCUGCUUGGAAGCGCCUGCGCGUCAGCGUGCCUUGGGACCCCGCGGCGCCGCCCAUGCCCACCUUCUCAUCCACGGACCCAGCCUACAGCCACUCGUACGGCAAGGCGGCGAGGCUAAACUUCCAGACGGCUCUGCAGGGCAGCCACGCGCCCGCGCACCUCUCCAUCCACUCGCUGGCCAAGAUCUGGUGUGAAGCCGUGGCCAAGGUCUGUGCCGCGGUGCGACCCUCGGACUACGGAGCAGCAACGCCGGCUGCCGUGGCUGUCCAUUGAAGGGAGCUGCUGUCGGCUGUUAUUGUCCAAGCGUGGCAGGGAUGUUGGUUCCGGUUGUGUCGGCUGUUGUAAUACAGAUUGUGCGUCAAGUGUGAAGUAAGAUGCUGAUGCGUUUGCAUCGUGCGAGAGGUUGGGGUGAGUGUCAGGUUCAGGAGGAGUGCGCACACACGCCGGAGGGCGGGUGUUGGUUUGCUUCCGGGCAGGAGGUAUGGGCACCGUGCUGGAGGUUAGGGUUAAGGAGGUCUCUAGUAGGGAUAGGAACGGCUAUAUAGGAGGAUUCAUUGGGCCAGAGAUGCAUACGAGGUGCGCAAGGGGGCUGCUGCGUGAUGCCGCUGCUACCGCAGUGAAGAGGCCCGCCGCCACGA
Molecule: messenger RNA, 4074 nt
Organism: Astrephomene gubernaculifera
Lineage: Eukaryota; Viridiplantae; Chlorophyta; Chlorophyceae; Chlamydomonadales; Astrephomenaceae
Source: the annotation of a GenBank genome assembly